Cuscuta europaea is the source of this 1015-nucleotide messenger RNA. The record is from the annotation of a GenBank genome assembly. NCBI's taxonomy places the organism in Eukaryota, Viridiplantae, Streptophyta, Magnoliopsida, Solanales, Convolvulaceae.
CUUUUUGGGACGCCAUCAAAAUGUUGGCACUGACGGAGUAUAUAUUCGUGGGUGCAUAAAUAUAAGACAGUAGAUCUUAUAAUUGCGCCAAUUCCAUUCAGUUCAGGUUUAAGGUAGAACCAAUGGUGGCGUCUGAAGACAAGAUUCUCAAACUCUUUGAUUCUUGCUGGUUUGAACGCCAGAUUCUGUCCACUAAAAACUGCUCAUUCCAUGUUGAUGAAAGUGAUGAAGCCAGGCCAGUUAAUCAUAAUCAUGAGCCGAAGGCGAUGAUAGUAAGUGUUUUAGCUCUUAAAGUCCGAUCACAUAGCGAUAAUCUGCUAGGAUUUAAGACAAAUUUUAGCCCACGGUCUGAUUCUAUGGAGUCGGUGAUUGACAAACCAGAGCUGGAAGGUCACAUGGUUUUCAAGAAAAGAGCUCGUCGUAGUGGGCUGCAGAGGAAAAGAGCGGCUGGGAAUAAGCUGGUUGGAGCUAAGAGCUUAUCAGAGCUUGAGCUUGAGGAGCUAAAAGGGUUUAUGGAUUUGGGAUUUGUUUUCACUGAUGAAGACAAGAAAUCUAGUUUGGCUACCAUAGUUCCUGGAUUGCAGAGAUGGGGGAGCAGAGGAAGCAGAACAGCUGGUGAAGAUGAUGGAGAGGGAGGAGGAGGGGAAGAGGCUAUUGAGGAUAAGGAAAUUAGAAGGCCUUAUCUUUCUGAGGCAUGGAGCAUUAUGGAUCAAAGGAAGAUCAUAAAGAAGCUUCUGAAAUGGAGAUUUCCAGCACAUCCCUGCAACAAUAAUGAAUCCAGCAUGAAAGACAAUCUCAAAUUCUGGGCUCAAACUGUUGCAUCAGCACUUAGAUAAAAUCAACAUUUUUUUUUUCUUUUUCUUAUAGUUACUCCCAUACUUGGCUCUUUGUUUAGUCAAAACAACACUUUUAGUUUUACACUUUGGAAAGCAAUCUUACUUGAAGUGCUCCUAUAUUUUACAAAUGUAAAAAAAUGGCAUUAUGUAAUAUAUUCUCAAGCAGGGGCGAAUCGUAG